UGAACUUUAAUAAGGCAACUGCAAUGGACCUAACUUGGCUGAACAGGCUUCUGACCAGUGCCUAAACACAGCCACAGGGACAAAGUAAAUUACUUAUCUCCAUGGUUUUCAAGGAGCUCUCUUGGUAUCAAAACUUCAUUCCUUAUACACUUUUCCUCUGAUCUUGUGGAGAUGAAAAUUGACAUCUACAGUCAUAUUCUACCAAAAGAAUGGCCAGAUCUAAAAAAGAAAUUUGGCUACGGAGGCUGGGUGCAGCUCCAACACCACAGUCAGGGAGACGCAAAGAUGCUGAAAGAUGGGAAGGUUUUCAGGGUGGUCCAAGAGAACCGCUGGGAUCCAGAAGUUCGUAUUAGAGAAAUGGACCAAACAGGAGUGACCCUGCAAGCCCUUUCCAUGGUCCCCAUCAUGUUUAGCUACUGGGCUAAACCUCAGGACACUUUAGACCUGUGCCAGUUUUUAAAUGACGACUUAGCUGCUACUGUAGCGAGAUACCCCAGGAGGUUCAUGGGUCUGGGGACACUGCCCAUGCAGGCCCCCAAGCUGGCCGUUGAGGAGAUGGAGCGCUGUGUGAAGGAGCUGGGCUUCCCUGGGGUCCAGAUUGGCUCCCACAUCAAUGAGUGGGUCCUGAACGUUCAGGAGCUCUUCCCUGUCUACGCAGCAGCUGAAAGGCUGAACUGUUCCCUAUUCGUGCACCCCUGGGACAUGCAGAUGGAUGGACGGAUGGCCAAAUACUGGCUCCCUUGGCUCAUAGAAUGUCAGACCUAUCCUAGGCACCAAGAAUAUAGACAUGGACAAAACCUCUGCCCUUCUGAAGCUUAUGUGCUGGUUAGAGGAAUGCCAGCAGAGACCACCACAGCCAUUUGCUCCAUGAUCAUGGGUGGAGUGUUUGAGAAGUUUCCUAAACUGAAAGUGUGCUUUGCACAUGGAGGUGGAGCCUUCCCCUUUACAAUAGGAAGAAUCUCCCAUGGAUUCAGCAUGUGCCCAGAUUUGUGUGCCCAGUACAAUCCAAUCAACCCAAAGAAAUACCUUGGUUCCUUUUACACAGACUCCUUGGUUCAUGAUCCUCUGGCUCUCAAGCUGUUAACAGAUGUCAUAGGAAAGGAUAAAGUCAUCUUGGGGACUGAUUACCCCUUUCCACUAGGUGAGCUGGAACCUGGAAAACUGAUAGAAUCCAUGGAAGAAUUUGAUGCGGAAACAAAGGAUAAACUCAAAGCUGGCAAUGCCCUAGCAUUUUUGGGUCUGGAGAGAAAACUAUUUGAAUGACUGACUUUACUACAAUCUUUCAAGAAGAUGCUUUUUAAAAAAAUAUGUAUCACGCAUGCACGUGAAAAUCCUAUUUUUAACUAUUUUACCCAGAAAUAGAAUAUCCCUGAGUAUCCUAAAUUAUUCAUAACAAAAAUGACUCAUGUUUUCUCACAUGCAAACCAAAAAUGAUUUUCUGAGCACCUUAAAAAUUAAUGACAGAG
Molecule: messenger RNA, 1466 nt
Organism: Artibeus jamaicensis (Jamaican fruit-eating bat)
Lineage: Eukaryota; Metazoa; Chordata; Mammalia; Chiroptera; Phyllostomidae
Gene: ACMSD
Product: aminocarboxymuconate semialdehyde decarboxylase
Biological process (GO): secondary metabolic process
Cellular component (GO): cytoplasm; cytosol
Molecular function (GO): carboxy-lyase activity; hydrolase activity
Source: RefSeq, a predicted model, not a curated record